AUGGUGGACAGUGGGCUUCGAAAAAUCGUGGGAUUGUGCUUUUUGGCAUGUUACGUGCUACUGGGGGUUCCGUUGUGGUACAAGUUGACUACAGUGUAUCGGGCACCGCUGCCUGUGGAGUACAUACGGUCGCUACACGAAGGCAAAUUUCAGGAUGUUCACAUGGUGAUACCAGUUUUCAUCAAAUCUGAGGUUUACAGGUUUCCUGAUAUCCAUGAUGCAGUUCAGGUCCAGGUAAACCAUCUGCUGAACUCGAAGAAGCAAUAUGUGCCCUGGUCUCUGCAAAUACUGCCCUACGAGGAGUACAACGCGACCGGAUCGAAGUACGGCCACAGCGACGAGUACCAUGUGGUUUCUCUAGUGUUGGAUGAAUUCGUCGGGUACUCCGUGGCGUACGAUGCUAAGGAGACGACGGUGUUUUUUGAUGACGCAGCCGUGGUAAGCAACGACAUUCCGUUCUUCGUGGCCCAAUCACUGGUGGAACACACCUUUGCGCUCGAAUGGGAGCAGCUCUCAUCUGAUUUUUCGCGUCACGAUGAUAACAUGGUUGUCACUUACAACCCCAACAUGCAUCUGAGCAUAUCUUUACUAAGCGGUGACGGGUCACCCGUGCGAUGGGAAAUUGAAAAGACGUUGCAGCAUUACUUCACGCCCUUUAGAAAGUUCCUGGCACCGCUGGUAAACUUUACUGUUGACACAAGCAUCAUCUACUACAACGAUUUGAAUGUGCACGCUCUCAAGGAUGGCGACUCUGUGACGCCUCAAGAGCUAUCGCACACAAUCGACCUCUCGGAGCUUUCCUCGAUGAAUUAUCUCUCCGAAUCGAGUGCUUUGAACCUAGCAAUCGUUUUCCCCAGCAACGUGAGCAGUCCGUCUGGUUUGAACUUCAUCCAUGGCGUAUCGAACAACACAGGGUCGGAAGCCGAUUGGCAGAGUUUUAUUGUUCCGCAAUGGGGAAAUCUCAUCAUCAACAAGAAUCCCCUCCCGCCCAACGCCUUGCUGAAAGAGUCGUACUUGGUCCCUAUAAUGUACCAGUUCGCGACCGAUCUCUUCCAAUUGCUUGGACUGACAAAAGGCUCCCAGGACCUUUCGUCGCCCUACGUUACUAUCGACUCGUUCAAGAGGUUAACAACUUUAAGAAAUAUCGACAACGCAGAAGAAACCCUGUGGUCAUUGGUAAAACUGACCCAGUCGUUCAAACAGAUGGCAGUUCCAGAGGAUGUCUUGAAUAAUGUCAAUCAAGCAUUGAAACUGAGACUAGAAAUUAUAGAUUUACUGAAUAAUCCUGAGAAAGGCGGCGACGUCGUUUGGAAUCAAGCUCUGGUCUUGAGCAAUAAACUUGUCAAGGCAUCUGAAACAGCCUUCUUCCAUGGUGAAAUGGUACAGCAGAACUUUUUCCCUCAGGAACACAAGAUAGCCGUCUAUCUGCCCCUGCUAGGUCCAACCUCAGUGGUAAUCUUCCUCGGACUGGUGAAACUACUAAAAGAGAGAGAUGCCGAGGAAGGCAAACAAGACAGCCCAGAGGCUGCCGAAAAAGAUGAAAAGCAAGGCGAUAGGGACUAA
This is a messenger RNA of Torulaspora globosa, 1563 nucleotides long. It is a transcript of the gene GPI17, whose product is annotated as GPI-anchor transamidase GPI17. The coding region runs from base 1 to 1563 and encodes 520 amino acids. The record is from RefSeq and is a predicted model, not a curated record. Gene Ontology annotation, biological process: attachment of GPI anchor to protein. NCBI's taxonomy places the organism in Eukaryota, Fungi, Ascomycota, Saccharomycetes, Saccharomycetales, Saccharomycetaceae. Gene Ontology annotation, cellular component: GPI-anchor transamidase complex. The transcript has a single exon.